AUGGCACUGCUGGAGACCAAGUUCAUGGAGAAGAGGAAGACCAGGGAAGGGGCUGCUGUGAAGUAUCCUAAUGAACUCCAAAACUCUGCUCUGGUUCCAGAACAUCAUGACUAUCACAAGAAACAAAAUGCCCUCAGAGCACUUCAAAAGAAAGCUCUGGACAAGAAUCCUGAUGAGUUCUACUUUAAAAUGAUACAUGCUGAACUCAAGGAUGGAGUUCAUAUCAUAAAGCAGCAGAAGGAUGAAGUGACCCCUGAACAGGUGAAGCUGAUGAGGACACAGGAUAUCAAGUAUGUGGAAAUGAAAAGGGUUGCAGAAGCCAAGAAAAUCGAGCGGCUGAAGUCGGAGCUCCAUCUCCUGGAUGCGGAGGGGAAGAGCCCAAAUAAGCACGUGUUCUUUUUUGAUACGAAAAAAGAAGUUCAGGAGUUUGAUAUUGCAACUCACCUGGAUACUGUUCCAGAGCUCGUUAGUAGAGUGUACAACCGACCAACCAUCGCAACGCUGCAGAGAGAGACGCUGAGAGGAGCUACAGACCCUGCCCACUUAAAGAAAUUAGCUCAGCAAAGGAAGAAUCAGUAUGACCUGCUGAAACAGCGCAUCGAAAGAGAAAAGGCCAUGUUUGUUGUUGCACAGAAAAUUCAGACACGUAAAGAUCUUUUGGACAAAACUCAUAAAGUAAAGGUGAAGAAAGAGACAACAAGUGGUCCAGCUAUUUACAAAUUCAAGUUUCAGCGGAAACGUUAA
Chaetura pelagica (chimney swift) is the source of this 744-nucleotide messenger RNA. It is a transcript of the gene UTP11, whose product is annotated as UTP11-like, U3 small nucleolar ribonucleoprotein (yeast). NCBI's taxonomy places the organism in Eukaryota, Metazoa, Chordata, Aves, Apodiformes, Apodidae. The transcript is spliced from 8 exons. The coding region runs from base 1 to 744 and encodes 247 amino acids. The record is from RefSeq and is a predicted model, not a curated record. Gene Ontology annotation, biological process: rRNA processing. Gene Ontology annotation, cellular component: small-subunit processome; nucleolus.